ACGUCGCCGCCCGGGCCUAGGCCGCCUCCAUCGCCGCCGGCCCGGCCUCCGGCUGCAGCGGGUGACGCAGAAGGAACAUCAUGUCGUCCGCGGCCGAGCCUCCGCCACCCCCGCCUCCCGAGAGCGCGCCCGCCAAGCCCGCAGCCUCGGCCGCCAGCGGCGGGACCACCGGCGGCAACAAAGGCGGCCCCGAGGGCGCCGCGGCCCAGGCGGCCGCCGCCGCCGCGGGCCCCGCGGACGCCGACAUGGAGGAAGUAUUUGAUGACGCCUCACCUGGAAAGCAGAAAGAAAUCCAAGAACCAGAUCCUACCUAUGAAGAGAAAAUGCAAACCGACCGAGCAAAUAGAUUUGAGUAUUUAUUAAAGCAGACAGAGUUGUUUGCACAUUUCAUUCAGCCUGCUGCUCAGAAGACUCCAACCUCACCUUUAAAGAUGAAACCAGGGCGCCCACGAAUAAAGAAGGAUGAGAAACAGAACUUGCUCUCAGUUGGCGACUAUCGACACCGUAGGACGGAGCAAGAGGAGGAUGAAGAAUUACUAACAGAAAGCUCCAAAGCAACCAAUGUGUGCACUCGAUUUGAAGAUUCUCCCUCAUAUGUCAAAUGGGGUAAACUAAGAGAUUAUCAGGUCCGAGGAUUGAAUUGGCUUAUUUCUUUGUAUGAGAACGGCAUCAAUGGUAUCCUUGCAGAUGAAAUGGGUCUGGGGAAGACUCUUCAAACCAUUUCUCUGCUUGGCUACAUGAAACACUAUAGAAACAUUCCUGGUCCUCAUAUGGUUUUGGUUCCUAAGUCUACAUUACACAACUGGAUGAGUGAAUUCAAGAGAUGGGUACCAACACUUAGGUCUGUUUGUUUGAUAGGAGAUAAAGAACAAAGAGCUGCUUUUGUCCGGGAUGUUUUAUUACCAGGAGAAUGGGAUGUGUGUGUGACAUCUUACGAGAUGCUUAUUAAGGAGAAGUCUGUGUUCAAAAAAUUUAACUGGAGAUACUUGGUUAUAGAUGAAGCUCAUAGGAUCAAAAAUGAAAAAUCUAAGCUGUCAGAAAUAGUGCGGGAAUUUAAGACCACAAAUCGGCUGUUACUCACUGGAACACCUCUGCAGAAUAACUUACAUGAGCUGUGGUCACUUCUGAAUUUUUUGUUACCAGAUGUGUUUAAUUCAGCUGAUGACUUUGAUUCCUGGUUUGAUACCAACAACUGCCUUGGGGAUCAGAAGCUAGUUGAGAGGCUUCAUAUGGUUUUGCGUCCAUUUCUUCUUCGUCGAAUUAAGGCUGAUGUGGAAAAGAGUUUACCUCCAAAGAAGGAAGUCAAAAUCUACGUAGGUCUCAGCAAAAUGCAAAGGGAAUGGUAUACUCGGAUAUUAAUGAAGGAUAUAGACAUACUAAACUCAGCAGGAAAGAUGGAUAAAAUGAGGUUAUUGAAUAUCUUAAUGCAGUUGAGGAAGUGCUGUAAUCACCCAUACCUCUUCGAUGGAGCUGAACCUGGUCCACCUUACACAACAGAUAUGCAUCUGGUUACCAACAGUGGCAAAAUGGUGGUACUAGACAAGUUGCUCCCCAAAUUAAAAGAACAAGGUUCGCGAGUAUUAAUCUUCAGUCAAAUGACAAGAGUACUAGACAUUUUGGAAGAUUAUUGCAUGUGGAGAAAUUAUGAGUACUGUAGGUUGGAUGGACAGACACCCCAUGAUGAAAGACAGGAUUCCAUCAUCGCGUACAAUGAACCAAACAGUACCAAGUUUGUUUUCAUGUUAAGCACGCGUGCUGGUGGCCUUGGCAUCAAUCUUGCUACUGCUGAUGUGGUCAUUUUAUAUGAUUCAGAUUGGAAUCCCCAAGUGGAUCUCCAGGCGAUGGACCGAGCUCACAGAAUUGGACAGACGAAGACAGUCAGAGUGUUCCGCUUUAUAACAGAUAACACAGUGGAAGAAAGAAUCGUGGAACGUGCCGAGAUGAAACUCAGACUGGACUCAAUAGUUAUUCAGCAAGGGAGGCUUGUAGAUCAGAAUCUGAACAAAAUCGGGAAAGAUGAAAUGCUUCAAAUGAUACGACAUGGAGCCACUCAUGUAUUUGCCUCAAAAGAGAGUGAAAUCACUGACGAGGACAUCGAUGGCAUUCUGGAAAGAGGUGCAAAGAAGACUGCAGAAAUGAAUGAAAAGCUCUCCAAGAUGGGUGAAAGCUCCCUUAGGAACUUCACAAUGGACACUGAGUCAAGUGUUUAUAACUUUGAGGGGGAAGACUACAGAGAAAAACAAAAGAUUGCAUUCACAGAGUGGAUUGAACCUCCUAAACGAGAGAGGAAGGCUAACUACGCUGUCGAUGCCUAUUUCAGGGAAGCGCUUCGAGUCAGUGAACCGAAAGCACCCAAGGCUCCUAGACCUCCAAAACAACCCAAUGUUCAGGAUUUCCAGUUCUUUCCCCCCCGUUUAUUUGAAUUAUUGGAAAAAGAAAUUCUGUAUUACAGAAAAACUAUUGGGUACAAGGUACCUCGAAGUCCUGACCUACCUAAUGCAGCCCAGGCCCAGAAGGAAGAACAGCUCAAAAUCGAUGAAGCAGAACCACUUAAUGAUGAAGAAUUAGAAGAAAAAGAGAAGCUUUUGACACAGGGAUUUACUAAUUGGAAUAAGAGAGAUUUUAACCAGUUUAUCAAAGCCAAUGAGAAGUGGGGCCGUGAUGAUAUUGAAAACAUAGCCAGAGAAGUGGAAGGGAAAACUCCAGAAGAAGUCAUUGAAUACUCAGCUGUGUUCUGGGAAAGAUGCAAUGAGCUCCAGGACAUAGAGAAGAUUAUGGCUCAGAUAGAGAGGGGAGAGGCAAGAAUCCAAAGAAGAAUAAGUAUCAAAAAAGCACUUGAUACAAAGAUUGGCCGGUACAAAGCACCUUUUCAUCAGCUGAGAAUAUCGUAUGGCACUAACAAAGGAAAAAACUACACUGAAGAAGAGGAUCGAUUUCUCAUCUGCAUGCUUCACAAACUCGGAUUUGACAAGGAAAAUGUUUAUGAUGAAUUGCGACAGUGUAUUCGAAACUCCCCUCAGUUCAGAUUUGAUUGGUUUCUUAAGUCCAGAACUGCAAUGGAACUGCAGAGGAGGUGUAAUACCCUUAUUACCUUGAUUGAAAGAGAAAACAUGGAACUAGAAGAGAAAGAGAAGGCAGAGAAAAAGAAACGCGGACCAAAGCCUACAACACAGAAACGUAAGAUGGAUGGAGCACCUGAUGGUCGAGGGAGGAAAAAGAAGCUGAAACUAUGAAUGCGUAUUUGUUUCAUAAUCACUAACUUUAAACUAGUAGUUCUUUAAUUUACGGGUCUUCAUAAGAUGUACUGUACAAUGCUGAAUUGUUAUGUCAUUCAAAGACAUCAGGUUCAUCUGUUUACUGAGCUAGAAACGUAGUAUGUAGUUUCACUUUUUUAAAUGCAACAGCUGUGCUGAAAAUUUUUUUAUCAUUAACUUGAAGUAAUAAAAUAGGCUUCAUUUAUUAAUAAAUGUUUCAUUUGAUUUAUUUUUCUAUUACAGUUCCAUUUGUGAAGUUUGUGGCUUUUUGUUAUCAGCUAUGAUUUCUACACUUGUGUGGCUUAAAAACAAGCAAACAAGUAAUGACAUUGCAGAUAGCGCUUGUCCCUUUGCUCCUCCUCACUUAGUGGUGGAAUUGCUUUAACUCCCUUUGCCUUUGCAGAAAUGUUGGUAUUUUCUUUGUAAUGUUGUUGAGUCUCAUCAAAAGAUCAUGUAAACUCCAUUCUCCUUGCUUCUUGUAGAACAGGGGGAAAGACAAGCAAAUGAUCAUUUCUGUGCAUAUAUCUGUUGCGCUUUCUUUCUUUUCUGUAGUUGGCUCUGGAGUAAAGACGCCCUCCUCUGUUGGACGGAUGGCCUUUUAGUUGUAUAGCCAAAGACAUUUAGUAUUACACCAUUUUGUAAAAGGAAUAUUUUUUUUUAAGUAUUUGGUAAAUAUUUUGACAAAUGACCUUCCCACACAGCCACAACUUAGAAAGAUAAUGUCAGAACUAAGGUGAUUUUUUUUUUUUUUUUAAAUUUUGAAAGAAUCAGCCAAACUAAGGUAUGACCUUACCAUACUGUUAAAAUUGGUAACAGAAUGUAUCCCCUCCUAGUUGAUAGUAUUUUUGAGUUUUUAGGGUAAAUGCAAAUUUUAUUUUAUUAUAUUUUAACAUAAUUUCUAAGUGUUAGCAGGAUUGAGUAUAGUUCUAGUUUUUAUUUCUAUGGAACAGACUUGAUGAACUGGAGACCCUGAAGCAGGAAUACCCAAAUUGUAGUGUCAGGAUUUUAGCUGUACCAGAGGCCUUUAUGUGCUACACAUAAUUUGUAUAAAGUUUUAUAUGUGCAAAUUGGGUACAUAAACAGUUCUCCAUUUUUCUAAGGGAAUGCAAUAAAUGUAGCAUCGUGAAUAAAUAUAACUUUUAUAAUCCUUAA
Molecule: messenger RNA, 4406 nt
Organism: Dipodomys spectabilis (banner-tailed kangaroo rat)
Lineage: Eukaryota; Metazoa; Chordata; Mammalia; Rodentia; Heteromyidae
Gene: Smarca5
Product: SWI/SNF related, matrix associated, actin dependent regulator of chromatin, subfamily a, member 5
Exons: 24
Coding region: 81-3233 (1050 amino acids)
Biological process (GO): regulation of transcription by RNA polymerase II; nucleosome organization
Cellular component (GO): chromatin; nucleus
Molecular function (GO): DNA binding; ATP-dependent chromatin remodeler activity; ATP binding
Source: RefSeq, a predicted model, not a curated record